Molecule: messenger RNA, 12535 nt
Organism: Alexandromys fortis (reed vole)
Lineage: Eukaryota; Metazoa; Chordata; Mammalia; Rodentia; Cricetidae
Gene: N4bp2
Product: NEDD4 binding protein 2
Exons: 19
Coding region: 3950-9214 (1754 amino acids)
Cellular component (GO): nucleus
Molecular function (GO): ubiquitin binding; endonuclease activity
Source: RefSeq, a predicted model, not a curated record
UAAGCAAGAAAACAAAGUCUCUCUGGUAGUACUCAGUUCUUCACUCAGGGUGUGUGUGGUGGGCACGUGUACAAGCAGCAUCAAAACUGACCUUGAUCACGCACUCUGUUUAACUGGGCUCUUGAAUCCAGAACUCAAUUGGGCUAGUCUGAUGUGGGAGUCCUCUCUGUAUGUUAUGAAUAUGCUUUAUUACCAAUGGUUAAUAAAGAAGCUACUUUGGCCUACGGCAGGGCAGAAUAGGGGUAGGCAGGAAAACUAAACUGAAUACAGGGAGAAUGAAGGAGGAAGCAGGCAGAUGUCAUGUAGCUGAUGAAGGAGAAACACUCCAGGACCCUACCAGUAAACCAUGAGCCUCAAGGUAGAAAUAUAAAAUAACAGAAAUGGGCUAAGAUGUAAGAGCUAACUAGGAAUAUUCCUGAUCAGUUGGCUAAGCAGUGUUGUAAUAAAUACAAUUUCUUUGUGAUUAUUUGGGUCUGGGUACAGUCUCUGUUUAUACUGUCUGGUCUGCAGAGUACUGGGACCACAGGGGUGCCACAUCUACCCAGCUUUUACGUUUGUUUUGGGAACCUGGACUCCAUUCUUUAUGAUGGCACAGCAACCACUUCGUCCACUCACUCAAUCAUCUUUUGCCUGUUUACUGAAUUUCCAAAGUGAAUUUCAUAGGUUAGGAUAUAAAGUAACGGGUUUCAUCAUGGUCUUUCCUGACUGCAUGUGUGCCUGUAUGCAUGCUUGUCGCUAGAAGCUGACACGGGGCAUUUCCAUUCCUCUCCACUGUCUGUGUUAAGGCAGGAUCUCUCGCUUGAACCCAGAGCUAGCUGAUGUGGCUUAUUUGUAGGAGGGAUCAUUUCUCCACCUUCCAAGUGAUCAGAUUGGAGGGAGGCUGCCACAUUUGCCAUUUAUCUGUGUCCCAGGGCUCUGAAAUCUGGUCCUCACACUUCCACGGCACACACUUUACCCAUUGAGCCAUGUAUGUUCCCAACCCCCGACAACUUUAAGUGAUCCUACCUACCUUUUAUAGAUAAUUGUAGAAAAUUAGAUUUUCUUUAUGACUGAGCCCACUCAUAGCUAUAAUUUAUUGAGCUUCUAACAUAUGUUCAUUAUUUAAUCCGCGAGCAGAUACCAUGAGUGGCAGCUGAAAGAUAAGGAGAGUUUGGAAUAUUGAAGCAAUUCUCCGAGGCCACAAGACGACCAUUGUCUGGAUGUGGUAGAGAAGUCUGACACGAAGCCGCUAGAACUUAUUUACUUUAGCAGUAGCAUCUCCUAUGGUCUCCACAGGACUUGCUUGGUUUUCAUAGUGCUGAGGCUUCACGCGCUAAGCAAGCGCCGGGUGCUCUUACUGACCUACAACCCCAGUCUUUUGAGACCUGAAACAAGACACGGGAUGUCAGAGUAUGUUCUGCUUUCUUUUUAUAACAUUCUAGCAACAAUUCAAAGUGUAAUUGGGAAUGAAAACAAUCGAUAAGCUAUCAUGUAAGAAAAAACCCAGACAGGUUUCCUUUCGAUUUGCCAUCUGCUGUCACAGGGUAUGCUUACUCUCUUAGCACAUUUGCUUAUGGUGUACAAGUAUCUGGGUUAGGCAGUGGGGAAUACAAGGCUGGGUGGAAACAACCCAUCUUCCAGGAAAUGAUAACCCAGCAAGGGAGAGCACACGUAUGUAAGUAACUGGAAUUAACCAGAAUGCUGUAAAUCAGAAUCAGAGGCAGAGGAUCAUAAAGGUCCCAUAUACUACUUUUUGUUGGAAUGAAAUCAUACUUAGGUUCUCACGGCAAAUAUAAACAAGCAGGUUUAGAAUUUACCCAUUACAUAUGUUCAAAGUAGCUCUAGAUAGAGUAAUAGAAUUGUGAUGCCUUGGCAAUUCUAUUCACAAAAAUCAAUGUCAUUUUUCAAAACAUUUACCGAUUUCACCAUUUCCUAAAAAGUUAGUCUCUUGACUAAAAUUUGAGGACUUAUCUCAUCAGUAAAGGUAUUAGCUAGUAGGCAUUUUGCCUACUUCUUCACAUUUACUUGGUAUUUUAAAUACUACUACUUUCACAUAAUUAAUUAUAACCAAUUAUACCAGAGCAAAUUGAAGACUGCAGAGGGUGGAUCAUGAGGAGUAGAAAGUCUUACAUUUCUCCUUUGAAAUCACAGGACACAUGAGCUUGACAGAGAAUGUGACAAACAAUCCACUUAUUCCAAUGCUGUCUUCCCUUCGAAAGAUGUGUUGUACUUUUCCUAUUGGCUUAGAAUGGGAACCAAUAAGGAACCAGGAGCCUUGUAGCUAUUCAUAAAGCAAGCCUGGCAUUGUGAAAGCUGGUAAAGAUUGCUUUGUUCUUUGCCUCUGACUUUCAGAAUCUUAUGGGGUUGACAUUUUUCUUUUGAAUAGUAAGCAAAAAUAAUUCAGCUUGGGUGGUGUUUGCCUUGAAAUAUAUUCUCUAAUGUUAAUUCCUUUUUUGUUUAGACUUAAGAUGUGAUAAAUCUUUAAAAAGAUGUUCAAAAGAAAAUCAAGAACUUAAAUACAAGUUUAUUAUCAUGUCGAACAUACUCCAGGUGAACAAAAAUAAUAUAAAUUUGCUAGAUUUGUUUGAAGUUUAUAAUUAUUAAGGUUCUUUCAUUUCAAAAGUGGUAUAAUUAGUUAUUAGUCUCCUAAUAGCUGCCUAGAAGCAGAGUUAAUGUUAGGUUCUCAGCAAUAGCUAUUUAUGCUUGGGAUUCUGGAUUAUUACAAUUUUUGUUUAUGAUAAUAUUUAGAAAAAGCCUGCAAGGUGUUUACACAAAUUUUUCUAAACAUUGAAACUCAUGAUCUCUAAGACAAAAAGAAAAUGAAAAUAAUUUUUCCUUUGAUAUUCUUUUCUGUGUAAAAGAUUUUUUCAGAAAAUGUACCAUCUUAAGUCUCUGCUGAAAUGUUCUAGUUUCUAGAAAAAAACCCCUAGACUUUUUUCUUUGAGUGAGAGAGCGUUCAAACCAGACUUAAAAGGGAUUUUUUUUAACUUGUAUCCUGUCCAAAUUUACAUUCAGUUUAAGUAAUUGCCGUAAGAGCAUUGACAGAUAAUCUGUAUCUUUGAUGUACAUGAAUACUUUAUCAUGAGGUUAGUUUACUGCUGCGGGGAUGGGGGUGGGGCAGAGAACAAAUACAAAGUAAUUGCAAAGAGAGAGGAAACUCCUGAAGAAGACAGAAAAGGCGAAGCGGUCAGUACCAUCAUUAAUCAGAAGGCUAGUGUAAGUAAGACACUUUUGUACUCUGAAAGCACUGACCGCUGCACGUCAGGACAGAACACAUAAAACAGGGAAGAACAGCAGAGUCCAGCAAGAAAAACAUGGAGCGGGUUUAGGGGACGGGCUAAUAAUCCAGGAUCCUAAGAGGGAAGGGAACACUGUUGCUUUUUCUUGGCACCUGAAAACUCCAGCUCCACGGGGGCAAAGGCCGCAGCUCUUUUGGGCUCGGGCCAGCGUGUGCCGACCGCACGUUGGCGGCGCGGGCCGGGAGCCGGCAGCCUCCGUCCGGGUCGCGGCGGCCGCGGGGCCCUUUGUUUCCCGCGGGGCGCCGCCGCCUGUCUGCCCCGAGCGAGCGGGGCCCCCGUGGGGGACAGCGUGGGCCCCAUCGCCUCGCCCCUCCGACCUCGCAGCUGCAGCCCGGCCCGCCCCAGCUCCCAGUUCCUCCCUCGCUGCCCGGGCCAAAAAAACGACCUUGUUUUGCUUUUCGGGAGAGAGUGAGAAAACAGCUUUAGAGUUGCAGAUGUCAACUGUGGCCUUCCUGAGCACAUUGGUAUCGGCGGUGCCAGACAGACAGCACAUGUGGCUCGUGGCUGUCAUUACUGGAAGGUGGAGGGAGCUAUGACACAGUUUAAUUAAAGGUCCUAUUACUACUGGAUUUGCAAGAUUUUAAUAUGAUUUUUUCUUUGAAUUAUGAUUUAAAUAUCAAAAAUCUUUAAAUUUUUUUAAAAAGGGAAAUAUUUUAGUUUUGGAAGUCAGAAUGCCGAGGAAAAGGAAAAAUCUUGGGGGAAAUCCUUUGCGGAAGACUGCAAACUCUCAGGAAAUUGUCGUGUCCCGUGUUGCUAGUCAUGAGGAGCCAACCACUACUCUCCCUUCCAUGUGUGACACAAAAAUUGCUCAGGAAGAACUCUUCACCAGUAUCUCAGAGAUGUUUUCUGCUCUGGAUCCUGAUGUAGUGUAUUUGAUGCUUUCUGAAUGUGAUUUUAAAGUUGAAAAUGCUAUGGACUGUCUACUAGAAUUAUCUGCCACUGAUGCCAAGAUGGAAGAAUCGCCUUCACAAACUUGUGUUGCUUGUGAGGACAAGCCAGUUGCAUCAGGAAGUGCAGCAAAGGACAUGCGUCCUCCUGAAGAAGACAGUGAAGAUUCAAAACUGGAUUCAUUUUUGGAUAUGCAGCUAACUGAAGACUUGGAUUCCUUAAUACAGAAUGCUUUCGAGAAAUUGAACUCUUCUCCUGAUGACCAAGUAUAUUCAUUUUUGCCUUUGCAAGAUGCUAAGAGUUUUAAUAACCCUUCUACCUUUAUGAAUUCAGAUUCUAGUGGUAUGACUUCUGUUCUUUCUGUACAGAAUACGGGCUCAAACAAUGAAAUUCUCCAGAAUUCUGCUGCUUCACUAAGUUCAAACCCACUGACUUCACCUUCAGUUUUGAAUGACUCUAAAAGUUUUACCAAGGGUAGCACGCUGGCAGUAGACGGUGGCUUCUCAGAAGAUUCUCCUCUCAGUGGCUCUUUAAAUCCAGCAGAUGACUCUGUUGUAGGUUCUGGCAAUUUUAGCCAAAGACAGAAAGAUCUUUUAGAACCCAAGUGUCCUAGUACACAGUGUCCUCAAGCCCUUGUAGAUUUGGGUACCAGUGAACCUCAGGGUCCUUCAAAUCUUCCUCUACAAAAUCCAGGGCUUGAUUUACCAGGUACAGAUGGGGACCGGAAAUCUGCUUCUGUGCCUGAUAUUUUUGUGCCCUCUGAAGGGUUCAGUUUCAAGCCACACAAACAUCCUGAACUGCCACCAAAGGGGAAGGAUAUGAACUACUGCCCAGUUCUUGCCCCUCUCCCUUUACUCCUUCCUCCUCCACCACCUCCACCAAUUUGGAACCCCAUGAUUCCUGCUUUUGACCUCUUUCAAGGAAACCAUGGCUUCGUAGCGCCUGUUGUGACCACAGCUGCACACUGGAGACCUGUCAACUACACAUUUCCACCCCCCAUCAUCUCCCAUACUUCCCCAACAAAAGCAUGGAGAAACAGUGAGGGGACAAGUGCUUACCAAGUGCAAGAGGCCCCGGUGUCCCAGCCUGCCAGGAAGAAGACCACAUCUUAUGUUGGCUUAGUUCUUGUGCUUCUCAGAGGGCUACCGGGCUCAGGGAAGUCCUAUCUGGCAAGGACUUUGCAAGAGGAUAACCCAGGUGGAGUCAUUCUUAGUACUGAUGAUUACUUUUAUAUAAAUGGACAGUACCAGUUUGAUGUAAAGUACUUAGGAGAAGCCCACGAAUGGAACCAGAAUCGAGCAAAAGAAGCAUUUGAGAAGAAGGUAUCUCCAGUAAUCAUAGAUAAUACAAACCUUCAAGCAUGGGAAAUGAAGCCAUAUGUUGCUUUGUCUCAGAAGCAUAAAUAUAAGGUUCUUUUCCGGGAACCAGACACAUGGUGGAAGUUCAAACCAAAGGAGCUUGCAAGGCGUAACAUUCAUGGAGUGAGCAAAGAGAAAAUAGCGAGAAUGUUGGAGCACUACCAGCGCUUUGUGUCCGUGCCGAUCAUCAUGAGUUCUUCAGACCCAGAGAGGACGGAGCGCAUCGCAUUGUGUGCAUAUGCUUGUGAGGACCAGAGUUCUGGCUCAGGAGACAAUGAAGCUAUUACCUCUGAAAAAGAAGAGAAUGUCUUAUCCACAUCUGUGAAGCACUUAGAGUUACCUGAGGAGAAGACACCUGAAGUGGCCAAAGAAGCAGUGUUCCCCGAGGGCACGUCCCCCCUCCCUCGGGCCAGUUUAAACAGGGGAAGAAAAGAGAUGAACACCGCGGGUCAUGGUGCUCACAGCAGCCCCUUCUUGCGGGAAGCCCCAAACUCCUGUUUUUCUCACUCUGAAAGCAAAGUUCAAGCCACAGACAAGAGUGAGAAAGAGCAAGAGCCGAUGCCGUCAAAAGAGCGUGCUGAAGUCGAUGGUUGGAGUCCUGCAGAGGGAGCAUCUCCAAGUAGUUACUGUGCUGAGGAUAGUCAAGAAGCUGGUGAGCUUGCAAGUGCUGGGACCCUCCAAAGUGAAAAUCCCCCACCUCCUGAAAUACUGGAAGAAAGAACAACAGGAAAGAAAAAGACCACUGGAAAACAAAAAAGCAAAUCAUCUUUGGAAAAGUUCCCAAAACCUGAACCAUCAAAUUUUGUGGGUGACUGGCCAGUUGAUAAGACAAUCAGCCAGAGGACCAAAAGGAACCGGAAAACUGAAAAAGGUUUAUCUGUACAAAAUGACAAAAAGUGUCAUCGCCCUCAGUCGCAGACAAUAUUUGAUACUAGGGUGUCUGUGAGUACGGGUCAUGUCCCGCAGCGAGGCUCUCCACAUGGAAAGGAAGAUCUUUCAGAAGUGCCCAGUAGCUGUCAGUAUGACCCUUACAAAAGUACCGAGCAACCCUCCUUCAGCACUGUGGGCGACUGGCCCUCACCUGCUUCGUUAGCUCAGAGAGAGCACAGGUCGAGGAUACCAAAAGCUGGCUUAAGUGAAAUCAGCUUAGAAUUUGGAGCUAGUGACAGCGUGGGUGAAAUACCCUUGUACCCCACACAUGAGGCCUAUUGGGGCACAAGCCCUGAAGAACUCAAAUCACUGGGUUCCACCCUUCGAAGUUCUGAAGUGCUGCCUAGUAAAACAACUCACGAGGAUCAAACUUCCCUGAGCAAAACGAUUCCUAGCCAGCACACACUGCCCCUUCCCUUCUCCAGUAGUGCAGCUGCCCUGCCUGGAGUCAUGGGACCUCCUCGGUCUCUAGCAGUGGGGGUGUCUGGGAUUGUUUCUGGAGUAGAUACGAGCACAUGUGCCCAGACUGAGCCCCAAGAUUUUGCUCUUUUGUGGAAACUAGAAAAGAAUAAAAUCAGUGUUUCAGAUUCUGUCAGAGUGCUAACAGGAAAACUAGAUGGGUUUAAGCCAAAAGAUUUUACUACUAAUAGGAAAUUAAAUGUUCAUGAAGCAAUUCCAUACAGAGUAAUGCAUGACAAAAGCACGUAUGUGGAAGAAAGUGAGCUCACCAGUGCCGACGAGUCUGAGAAUCUUAACAUCCUUUGUAAACUAUUUGGGUCAUUUUCUUUAGAAGCCCUAAAAGAUUUAUAUGAGAGAUGUAAUAAAGAUAUUAUUUGGGCAACGAGCCUUUUGUUGGACUCUGAGACUAAACUAUGUGAGGACACUGAGGUUGAGAAUCCCCCCAGAUCAUAUGACGAGUCACAAGUGGGGCCAUUCUCUAUGGGGCUGGAUUUGAAGGAAAUUAUUGGCCAUAGAGGAACCUCAGAAGAUCCUAAGUGUUCCGUGUCAGAAUUUAACCCUGGGGCUGGUAUCAGGAACACUAAUGCACAGUCUGCUGGUGAUGCAGAGAAGGGAAACUUGAAGCAGGAAGAGAUGAGAGCUGUAAAUCCUGAAAGCCCUGAGCUCGUAGCCAGACUAUUUCCUAAUGCUGCUGUAGUUCCUAGCACUCAGGCUGACGGGUCGGGUGUACACAGCUUUAAGCUGCCUCUUUUGCUUACUCCAAAACCUAAUGUCCUCAGAGAUGUUAGUGAAAUGGAGAAGAAUGUAAUAGCCACAGAGACUGGCGGCAGUGUUCAUUCUUUUUUAAAUUUAUCUGAUAUUAUCAACUCUGCAACAAGCACUUCAAAUCCUGACUUAAAUGAAGUUUAUCUUACUAGCUCGUUGGAAGUAAAGAAAAAUGAGAAUAUUCCUAAGGAUUAUGUAAAAUUUGGAAACAUGGAAGAAUUUAUCAAUGAAGAUAAACAGGAAAUGGAGAAAAUUCUAAUGCCAGGAACUAGUUUGUCAGCUGGAGUUAGUCGAGAGGAUAAAACCGAGGUAUCGAAUCCCACACCAGUGAUGGCCAAAUCUCUGACCAUAGACUGUCUGGAGUUGGCAUUACCCCCUGAGUUGGCUUUCCAACUUAAUGAAUUAUUUGGCCCAGUUGGUAUUGAUUCAGGCUCUCUAACAGUUGAGGAUUGUGUGGUUCAUAUAGAUCUGAAUCUGGCUAAAGUGAUUCAUGAGAAAUGGAGAGACUCUGUAAUGGAGCGACAGAGACAGGAGGAGGUGUCUUGUGGCAAGUGUAUGCAAGAUCCUUUGCUGGCUGGACCUGCUGUUCUUGAUAAUUCUGAACAAAAAUCAUCUCAGAAAACAGGCAAAAAGUUAUUGAAGACUUUAGUGGCACCUGAGACACCGGAUCCCUGGAACACUCAAACAAAGAAGGUUUCACUGCGAGAAAUAAUGUCAGAAGAAAUCGCCUUACAGGAGAAACAUGAUUUGAAAAGGGAGACACUUAUGUUUGAAAAAGACUGUGCCACUAAACUAAAGGAGAAGCAGCUCUUUAAAAUAUUUCCAGCCAUUAACCAAAAUUUCCUGAUGGACAUUUUCAAAGAUCACAACUAUUCACUGGAACACACAGUACAGUUUCUAAACUGUGUUCUUGAAGGAGACCCUGUGAAAACAGUUGUCGCUCAAGAAUGCGGUCACCAAAAUGAGAAUAUCACUUCUCAUACUGCACUAAAAUCAAAAGAGAAAAAGGCAAAGAAACAGAGAGAGACUGAUGAUAUGGCAGGGGACUCAUCUUUCCAGGAUUUUGAGUACCCCGAGUAUGAUGACUACAGGGCGGAGGCUUUCCUGCACCAGCAGAAGAGGAUGGAGUGCUACAGCAAGGCCAAGGAAGCCUACCGCAUGGGGAAGAAGAAUGUGGCCACCUUUUAUGCUCAGCAGGGCAGUCUUCACGAGCAGAAGAUGAAAGAAGCCAAUCACCUCGCUGCUGUGGAGAUCUUUGAGAAGGUCAAUGCCUCUCUGCUGCCACAGAAUGUCUUAGACCUGCAUGGGCUGCAUGUGGAUGAAGCUAUAGAGCACCUGACAGCAGUUUUACAGCGGAAAACAGAAGAAUUUAAGCAGAAUGGCGGUAAGCCCUACCUUUCUGUGAUUACGGGGAGAGGAAACCACAGCCAGGGAGGAGUUGCUCGCAUCAAGCCAGCUGUCAUUAAAUACCUCACAAGCCACAGUUUCAGGUUCUCUGAAAUUAAGCCAGGGUGCUUGAAGGUCAUGCUAAAGUAAGAUUUAAAAGCCCUGACUUUAGAGACAUGAAGAUUUAUAGGCUGAAAUUGGUUUUAUCUGCAGUAAUUCAGUCAGUUCUACUCUCAGAUGUGUUUUAUUAGGAAUAUAAAACAAGAAAAAGGUUUCUCAGAAUCCAAAGAAAGUUUUUUUACUGGAUCAAAUUCCAGUCUGUUACUUGGUAAAACAUUAAAAAGAGUUUUUUAUUGAUUAUAAUAUGCCUAAAAAAUUAUCACCUGCAGUUUAAAAGUCUUAAGUACUCUAGUUUGUUUUUAGGAGAAAACACAAAACAAGAACAAUGAAAACGCUGCCUUUGUGUUAACCGUUUCCUAUUAGAGAAGUCUGUAGAAGCCUGUGAGGGGCACUGUGCUUUUGAAACCUGGUUCCUGGCUCUCAAAGAACAGGGUUCAAAAUAGUAAAGGGGAAGGAUGAUCAGCAGAACACGGAUUCUUUCUGCUUUCGAAGCCUGUCACACAGAGUCACUUGACGUUGUGUCCCGUGCAGAUGGGCGGACACUCGGUUAUCCUUUCCUCUGUGUCUGUGAUCUUGACCCCUUCCCUUCUGUGCUGUUCUGUGCUGUGCAUUUCCUGGGAGGAAAGCGGGGUCUGAGACUAAGCUGCAGUCUCAGUUCAGAGGAGGAGACUGCCUACAGGACCGCUUGUGGACCCGUCCGAGAGUGACUCCAGACAGUGCUAAGUGGCUGCUUUUAUACGUGUAACGUCAUUUCUAAGCUGUGUGAGUUAAAAAUCCUAUUGAUAUAAGUGUGAAAACAUACUUUGGUAUAACUGUAAAAGAAACCCUUGUAAUUAGAAAGACUUUUUUACCUUUAUUUUGAAAAGGAGCCAAUUUUCUGAAUGAAAAGUCUCAUUGGCUUCUGUUGGGCCAGUGUCCUGUUAGAAUGUAAAUUUCCUUUAUACAGACUUAGUAUGGUGAAGUGUAAUUUUUCUAUAAUGAGAUAGUAGUUAAAAUAAAUUUAACUUUGGAUAUACAGAGUAUUUUCAACAUAUACAGUGUUUGCAAACAAUUAUGUUGCUUUUUAUUUGGCUUACAAAAUCACCUUCAUCAGGAAUGCGGCAUUGCCCUGCACUGAAGAAUACUGACAGACAGAAUGAGCCCCCAAAGAACAGAUAUGUUAGUGGAAAUAAAGCUCAAAAUCAUGUUCUUACAUCUUGUGAAUCAUGCUUUUAAAAUAAGAGCCUUACCAUUGAAUUUUAUUGCCAUAAAAACAAAAAUCCAUGUUUAUUACCUGCAAAUGGUUAGUGAUUACUGAUAUUCAAGUGGUUAUAUUUUUAGACUUGUAAUAAUUUGUUUUAAAAAUUGCAGUAGUGUCUCACUUUUUGGUAGUGCUCAGAGGUGUUAUAUAUAUUAAAAAAAAGCAGUUCCCUUUUAUAACUUAGUACAAAAACCAUAAUCAGUAGUUAAUGAAGUGAGCUUAUUUCUGUUUUCAGGUUAAUACGAUUUAAACAGUGAGAAACAGUAUUAAACCUGCAGUUAUUGGAGUGUGUGCAGCUACAUACUCUUUUUCUGUGUUUUAUAUUUUUCAUCUUUUAAAAAACUCAUAUUUGAAUACUUGAGAUAGUCUUAUUAUAUUACUGUGAUUAUAAUUAAUAAGGGAGCAAUGAGGAGAAGUACGAGCCUGGCGCACUGUGGUUGGAGGCCAAGGGGAAGCAGCUGUCUUGAUGCUGUGCACGGCCUGAUUCUGAGAAGUCCAGCCGUGGUUCUGUGUGAUGGAAUGACCUAAUAGAGAUCUUGACGUCACUACGCACAGCAAGUCAGCCACAAACUCACAAUCCUUCUGCCUUACCUGCCUAAAUGUUAAGAUUAUAGGUGUGCUUUGCCAUGCUUGGCUUCCUAUUCCUUAAUUAUUAUCUAUAAAUACACAAAGCUUGAACAUUAUACAUAUAUAUAUUUGUAGUCCCAAAAUUUCUCCUUAUCCUACUAUCUGGUAUUGUUUAAGCAGUUACAAUUAUGAAAGAAUAUUCUCUGAUUUUUCUUUUGCCAAUCUCUGAAUCUCAUGUGCCAGCCAAAGGUAGAUAUUUUGGGGAUCAUGAGUUUUUUUUCCCCCACUUCUAAAUUUUGUAUGUCAGAAGUAAAGAUGGUUUAGAAAUAAUCCAGGUUAGAAGAAUUCUUUGUAAACCUAAUAUUUUAAAGCAUUUUAAAAAUACAGGAUUUCUUCCAAAAACUUGGAAGCUCUCGGUAGCAGUUCUAUACAUCUAAUAGUCUGUUGUUGCUGUCGGCCCCGUGUGAGAAGAGAAUGGAAGGGACACUGCGGUGGGAGUGCAGCGGGGCCAGGGCCUCAGGACCGUCCAGCCCAUUCCUGAUCCUGGGAGACAACCUGAGCAUGUCUUCUGACAUUCAUUAGCUCUUCAUGUGUCACUGUUAUUUUCGAGUUGAAAUUCUCUUCUGUUUAUUAGUAUUCCCACACUACUUUUAAUCCUAUUUUUACAUACAGUCCGUAUUACAUGGUGGAACCUGGGGCUGAAAUGAUUGUAUUCUAACAUAUAUGGAGAAGGAAAGCUUCCAGUUCCUUUGGGUGGUUUCCUGUCCUUUGUUUCUUUUUCUCUUUAAAUUCAAGUGUUCUGUUUGCUUUGGAAGGACACGUGUAAUGACAAGGUUAGUUAUUUCUGAGCUGGCAAUUGGAAACUUUUGAAACUCAAGAAAUUGUUCUGACAGUGUUUUAGCUGCUCUCAAAAAAAUGUUUGAAACAGACAAAAAUAAUGUGUGCUGUUUUUUCCGAGUGCUUUUCCGUUGUGCAAUGAGGUGACAUUUGAUAAUGCUCUGUGCUGUGCUUAAAUGUUGCUUAUUUUUAAUUACUUGUAAAGAAAACAGAUUUAAAUGUCUGUGUGGCCAAAACCAAGUGCCAUUUAAAAGGAAAAGUAAGGCGAUGUAGAAUGUAUGUUAAUGGUGCUUAUUUUUUAAAGUGUAAUUUAAGUUUACAGUAUUACUUGGGAAUAGAGAAGCAAGGCUAGAACCUCUGUGUCCUAAGGCCUCAUGACCUCAGAUAGAUGAUGACGACGUUCAUUCAUUGUGUCCUCACAGCUGAGCGGUUGACUUCUGUGGUCAGAUGAUGAACCUGUUGUUAUUGUUGAGUUUACCCCAGACGUCUCGUUACUGUGCCACACUGCAGCCAGCGGUUGAAGAGAGACUAGAAGCUGCUCAGACAGUAUAUAUUAGAAGCAAUGUUUUUGUUUGUACUAUAAAAACGUGAUUUUUGCUGUCAACUCUGUACUUUUUUAUUGAAAAUGUUUAUAACUUUGCUUUUAAAAUUUCUUAUGAAACCAUUUGCAAAUUACACACUUAAUUUAAUAAAAUGCUUUAGUCACA